Pipistrellus nathusii (Nathusius's pipistrelle) is the source of this 834-nucleotide messenger RNA. Lineage: Eukaryota; Metazoa; Chordata; Mammalia; Chiroptera; Vespertilionidae. The record is from the annotation of a GenBank genome assembly.
AUGGCCGCAGGCAGGCGCUUUCUGAGGCUUCUGCGCACCCCCUCCAGUUCCAUGGCUCAGAGCCCGCUCCAGGGCGUGCCCCGCUCCGAGGGCCUGCACGCGGGGCAAGGGCCCCGAAGGCUCUCCAUCGAAGGCAACAUUGCUGUGGGAAAGUCCACCUUUGUGAAGUUACUCACGAAAAGGUACCCAGAGUGGCACGUAGCUACAGAACCUGUAGCAUCAUGGCAGAAUGUCCAGGCAGCUGGCCCGCAAAAACCCUUCAGUACUCCAAAUUCCACAAACUUGCUGGAUUUGAUGUACCGGGAGCCAGCAAGAUGGUCCUACACAUUCCAGACGUUUUCUUUUAUGAGCCGCCUAAAAAUACAGCUGGAGCCCUUCCCCGAGAAAGUCUUACGGGCCAAGAAAGGGGUCCAGAUCUUUGAGAGGUCUGUGUACAGCGACAGGUAUAUCUUUGCAAAGAAUCUGUUUGAAAAUGGCUCCCUCAGUGACAUGGAGUGGUACAUCUACCAGGACUGGCAUUCUUUCCUCCUGCAGGAGUUUGCCAGCCGGCUCCAGUUACACGGCUUCAUCUACCUUCAGGCUGCCCCCCAGGUUUGUUUGAAGAGACUGCACCGGAGGGCCAGGGAAGAAGAGAGAGGAAUUGAGCUGGAGUAUCUUGAGCAGCUUCAUGGUCAACACGAGGCCUGGCUUGUUCACAAGACCACCAAGCUCCACUCAGAGACUCUGCUGAACAUCCCAGUGCUGGUGUUAGAUGUCAAUGAUGAUUUUUCUGAAGAUGCAACCAAACAAGAAGAAUUUAUGAAAAAGAUAAACACCUUUGUAAAUACUUUGUAA